AUGCUUUGUGAAGAAAUGGGUUCAGAACAUAAAUCUUUAUUAUUUUAUACUGAAGUACGUUGGUUAUCCCGAGGAAAAGUGUUGGCUAGAUUGUUUGAACUUCGCAGUGAAGUGCAUCAGUUUUUACUAAAUCAAAAUAUGCCCGAACUCGGCCAGCACUUCGAAGAUAACAGUUGGAUCGCCAAACUUGCAUAUAUGGCUGACAUUUUCGACCAUCUUAAUGAACUUAAUAGAAAAAUGCAAGGUCCGAAUGAAAACUUAUUAACCUGUUCCGACAAAUUGCAAGGGUUCAAAAAUAAACUGGAACUUUGGCAGAAUGAACUAAGUAACAACUCUUUAGAAACGUUUCAAAGGGUUCAUAAUACAAUAAUUGAAAAUAGGCAAUUAAUUAUCGAUCUGGCCCAAUCCCAUUUAACAACACUGGAAAAUAAAUUCGACUACUAUUUUCAUUCGAUUAAAAGUGAAGAAUAUGAUUGGAUUCGCAAUCCUUUUGCAACUAAUGCAAAAAAAUCUGUUGAUGCAUUUUCUCUUAAAUUUAAAGAAGAGUUUAUUGAACUGAGUAACGACGGGACGUUAAAACUACAUUUUGGAGAAGUUCCAUUGGAUGUUUUCUGGAUUUCGGUUAAGAAUGAAUAUCCUCAAAUUUCAAAACAGGCUAGUUCAAUUUUAAUCCCCUUUUCAACAACAUAUUCAUGCGAACAAAGCUUUUCGACACUUGUUUUAAUUCAAAAUGAUAAGCGGUCUUGCUUAAAAAAUCUCGAUCAAGAACUUCGAGUUGCACUAUCAAAUAUCGAGCCCAAUAUAAAAUACUAG
Diorhabda carinulata is the source of this 813-nucleotide messenger RNA. Its product is annotated as protein FAM200A-like. Bases 1 to 813 code for a protein of 270 amino acids. The record is from RefSeq and is a predicted model, not a curated record. Lineage: Eukaryota; Metazoa; Arthropoda; Insecta; Coleoptera; Chrysomelidae. The transcript has a single exon. Gene Ontology annotation, molecular function: protein dimerization activity.